AUGGACGAUCAGCUCUUGGACGCCAUGUGUGAUCGUCUAAAGCCCAUGCUGUGCACAGAAGGAAGCUGCAUCAUUCGCGAAGGCGACCCAGUGAAUGAGAUGCUCUUCAUCAUGAGAGGAACACUAGAGAGCAUGACAACGAACGGUGGGCGGAUGGGCUUCUUCAACUCCAAUGUUCUCAAAGGCGGCGACUUCUGCGGCGAAGAGCUCCUCACAUGGGCUCUGGAUCCCACAUCAGGCUCAAACCUUCCCAGCUCAACCAGGACAGUGAAGACGCUGUCGGAAGUCGAAGGUUUCGCCCUGAGGGCUGAUCAGUUGAGGUUUGUGGCCACUCAGUACCGGAGGCUCCACAGCAAACAGCUCCGGCACACCUUCAGAUUCUACUCCCAGCAAUGGAGGACCUGGGCUGCUUGCUUCAUACAGGCAGCUUGGCACAGAUACUGCAGGAAGAAGAUGGAGGAUAGUUUGUAUGAGAAGGAGAGGAGGUUCCAAGCGGCUAUAGUGAGUGAUGGCUCAAGUUCUCGCAGUCUUGGCGCAGCACUCUAUGCCGCACAUUUCGCUUGCAACAUGGUGCGAGUGCUACGGAGAAAUGCCGCACGAAAGGCCCGUUUGCUGGAAAGAGUGCCUUCAAGGCUGUUGCAGAAGCCAGCAGAACCCAACUUUUUCGCUGAAGAAGAGUGA
Setaria italica (foxtail millet) is the source of this 681-nucleotide messenger RNA. RefSeq names its product cyclic nucleotide-gated ion channel 1-like. NCBI's taxonomy places the organism in Eukaryota, Viridiplantae, Streptophyta, Magnoliopsida, Poales, Poaceae. The record is from RefSeq and is a predicted model, not a curated record. The transcript has a single exon. Bases 1 to 681 code for a protein of 226 amino acids.